Messenger RNA from Cercopithifilaria johnstoni, 1938 nucleotides. NCBI's taxonomy places the organism in Eukaryota, Metazoa, Nematoda, Chromadorea, Rhabditida, Onchocercidae. The record is from the annotation of a GenBank genome assembly.
AUGAAUGGAGAAGAAAUUAAGACAACGAAAUCAUCAGCUAAGCCAUCCAACAGCGAAUAUCCGAAAAAUUUGGAAUCAUAUCGCCAGAAAUGGGUGAGGAAUCUCGGUAUCCAGAAUAAGCCAAGUAUUUCAUGCCGGAAGAAUGAACAAGCCCAUACAACCUGUCUGAAAGUUCUUGACCGAUGUCCAUCUGCGUUGGGAAAUAGUGAUCUGGAAGCUAUACUAACCUUGUUUUGUGAGCGUGAAGAAUGUGACUUCGAUGAGAGUUAUGCGACCAUUUUAAAAAUGUUGGUGCCAUUACGAUGCAAUCUGGAUGAAUUCUACAAUAUAUUUUAUGCUAUAACUACGAAAUUUGUGCCAAGAGACAUAUCGAAAGGUGCCGUAUGCUAUCAGCUUAUGCACUUGAUUGUGCAGUAUCAUGAUCCGUUGCUCAGUUCACAUCUGGAAUCACAUAAAGUUACUUCUUUCGAAUUUGGACGCCCAUUUUUCGCUGCACUGUUCGCCCCUGAAAUUUGCAAAGAGGCAUUGUAUGUGAUGUGGGAUAAACUAUUCGAGAGAGGUGAUCCGUAUUUGUUGUUUACAAUGGUUUUGGUCGUUUUAAUCAAUUGCUCCGGUCAGCUUAUGGCGUUGAACACGAAAAGUGAACUGAUCGAUACGAUUCGAUUUUCUGUGAAGGAGCUUUCCAUAGAUGAUGUGGAUGAUUUUUUUGAGUUAUCAGUUUUGUUUCUAAGUCAGACACCGUCGUCAAUCAAACAAGAUUUUCAACGCGUGUUGUUUGGCUCUCGACAUGCAGAAGAAAUGCAAGCUGAUAUUGAAAAGUUGUUGGCAUUGCCAGUUGAUCCCCGUAAUGUUAUCCGGAUGGGUUUGGAUGAAAACCUUAACGCACCUGAAUCAGAACCAAGUUUCUUCAUUAUUGAUGCUCGAUCUCAUGAUCAGUAUUCAGCUGGCCAUUUAGAUGGUUCAUACAAUUUGGAUUCUACAUUGUUUGUUGAAGCACCACUUCAAUACAAAUCAGCUCUGUCCAGUCUGGAUGCUUGUCGAUGUAUUUUCCACUCCGAUGAGCACAUCCUUUUCCUUGGUUCUGGACGUGAAGAUGAUCUUUAUUUGCAUAUGGUAAUUGCAAGUUUUUUACAACAAGGACGAAAGCACAUUGCUUUGGUAGAUGGAGGUUACAAAGCUCUUCAUGAACAGCUUGCACCAAAUUUUAAUCGUUUGAAAGGACAUCAUUCAGCCGCUUGCAAUGAGUGUAAUAGACAACCGUCACACGCAGUCGAAAAAGAUGGCCAAAGAAAAUCGUCUUGGAAGCUUGAUGUUGGUAGUAUUUUCGGUGCAGUCAAAGCAGCGGCGCCUUCAAUUAGAGAAAAAGUGCGGAAACUACCUGCAAUUAUGACACGUGGUCCAAAUACUAUUGAAUUUAGUCACGUUGAAACAAAUCAGCGGCAUGGUAAACGAUAUCGUAAUGAAAAAUCGCUUUUCACUCUUAGUGAUUCUGAUUCUGAAACAGAAACUGUCACUGUUACAUCCGCUCCAAAAUCCUCUGAACCAAAAGUUAAAAAUGAACUUCAGAAGUUGGACGAUUUUCUGAAACAAAAUGGUAUAUUGGAAUAUUUUGAAGGGUUGGAAGUAUUUACAGAAGGUGCAAGUCACCGUACUGUGGAAUGCUAUCUAGCCUUAACAGCGACACAUAUUCUCAUCUUUCAUCAAGAAGAAAAGAUUGGGGAGGUCGUUUUACAAGCUCGUCAUGCAUAUGGAUCAGUACUGCGUGUUUCAAGCAGGAAAAAAAUCCCUGAGCUGCUGACGUUCAAGUUCGGUUAUUGUACCGAUGGGAAUGAUUACAAGGUUACUGCAGUUCGUCGUUUCAUAAUACCCAGAGCUGGUGAUUGCGCAAAAUCAAUCAAAACGAAUAUAGUCACACUCCAACCAGGUAUCCUUGGCUAA